Cucumis sativus (cucumber) is the source of this 1500-nucleotide messenger RNA. It is a transcript of the gene NRT2.3, whose product is annotated as high affinity nitrate transporter 2.5. Gene Ontology annotation, molecular function: nitrate transmembrane transporter activity. Gene Ontology annotation, biological process: transmembrane transport. Lineage: Eukaryota; Viridiplantae; Streptophyta; Magnoliopsida; Cucurbitales; Cucurbitaceae. The transcript has 2 exons. Bases 1 to 1500 code for a protein of 499 amino acids. The record is from RefSeq and is marked provisional.
AUGGGGGGGGCACCUCACCAGAGGAAAUUCUCUCUUCCGGUUGACUCCGAACACAAAUCCACCAAAUUCAACAUAUUCUCCGUCGCAGCUCCCCACAUGCGAACAUUUCAUCUCUCUUGGAUUUCAUUCUGCGCUUGUUUCAUUUCCAGUUUCGCCGCCGCUCCUCUGCUCCCGGUGAUUCGUGACAACCUGAAUUUAACCGAUACCGACAUUGGAAACGCCGGAAUCGCCUCCGUCUCCGGCGCCGUAUUCGCACGUAUCAUGAUGGGCUCGGCUUGCGAUUUAGUCGGACCACGUAUCGCCUCUGCUUCACUCAUCCUCAUAACUUCACCGGCGGUUUAUUUAACCUCUAUAGUCUCAUCUCCUGUCACGUUUUUCCUCGCCCGAUUCUUCACCGGAUUCUCCCUCGCUACAUUCGUCUCAACCCAAUUCUGGAUGAGCUCCAUGUUCUCCUCCAACGUCGUCGGCACCGCCAAUGGCGUCGCCGGCGGCUGGGGGAACUUAGGCGGUGGCGCAACACAGUUAAUCAUGCCGUAUGUUUUCGCCAUAAUCGAACACAUUGGCGCAACGAAAUUCACUGCGUGGAGAAUCGCUUUCUUCAUCCCAGCUUUAUUCCAAACGCUUUCCGCCUUCGCGGUUCUCCUCCUGGGAGAGGACACGCCGGACGGGAACUUCGGGCGACUAAAGAAAACAGGGGAAAAGGCAAAAGACAAAUUCUCAAAAGUCGUGUACAACGGGGUAACAAAUUACAGAGGAUGGAUUCUGGCAUUGACUUAUGGGUAUUGUUUUGGAGUGGAACUGACGAUUGAUAAUGUAAUAGCGAAUUACUUUUACGAUCGGUUUAAUUUGAAUCUGCAUACGGCGGGAAUAGUGGCGGCGAGUUUUGGUCUAGCGAAUCUGUUUUCGAGGCCGUACGGUGGAGUGUUGUCUGAUGUGGUGGCGAAGAGAUUUGGGAUGAGAGGGAGACUAUGGGCUUUGUGGUUGGUUCAAACAAUUGGCGGAAUUUUGUGUGUUGUUCUUGGAUUGGUUGAUUCUUUGAGUUCUUCUAUUGCUGUUAUGCUUAUCUUUUCUGUGUUUGUUCAAGCUGCUUGUGGACUUACUUUUGGUGUCGUUCCUUUCGUCUCCCGAAGGUCACUAGGAGUAAUAUCGGGGAUGACAGGCGGGGGCGGGAACGUCGGGUCAGUGCUAACACAGCUAAUAUUCUUUAGAGGCAACAGAUACACAAAAGAAAGAGGAAUAACUCUAAUGGGAGUGAUGAUAAUAGCUUGCACUCUACCAAUUGUAUUGAUUUAUUUUCCUCAAUGGGGAAGUAUGCUUUUGGGGCCAUCUUCCAAAAUUGCUUCUGAGGAAGAUUAUUACUUAUCUGAAUGGAGCGAUGAGGAGAAGAACAAAGGCUAUCAUAUGGGAAGCCUUAAGUUUGCUGAGAAUAGUAGAAAUGAAAGAGGCAAAACCCUCAAAGGAACUGCUGAUGCUGACGAUGAUUCCCCACCUCAUGUUUAA